GGGAAAGUGAUUCCCGCGGUCGCUCGACUGAAGUUUCUCGCGAAUUUCUCUGGUUUCCCCCCGCCUGUCCUUCAGAUCGAAUGCCUGAAGCUAACCCAAGAGCAGCCGGACCUCUCAAACUCGCUGGAACAUUUCUCCAAACAAAAAAUAAAGGCGGAUGUGCCCAGAUUGGGUUUUUUUUAAAUCCCUGGGGAAAACGGGAAGCUGCAGAUUUGGGAUUGGACCCGAGCGGGAGGUCUUCUGCUUUCAGCGAGAUCUCUGAAUAAAGUUCAGAAAGGAUGGCUGUGCAAGGAGGCGCAUUGACACCGUUUACCAUCCACGACAUCCUCACCCGGGGCAGCGAGGCGCGGCUGGCUCGGAGCUCCCUCCAGGAGCGGGUGAAAGUCGAGCCCCGCGGCUUGAAUCAGGACCGGGAGAAGCGGACACCCCUCAUCGUCAUCCGGCUCGAUCAGAAACAGGGAGACUCGUUGACGGGAGACUCGAUGGGAAGAGAGAGCCCGCAGCCGCCGCCCCACGCGUUGAACGGCGAGGAACAGCCCGGCGAGAAAGGAAGCGGCCGGCUCUGCGUGGAGUCUUUCAACGAAGAAUCCAACGAAGGAAGUAAUUGGGAAAAUAACGCCGAAAAGUUUGAUAAAGACCCAGAGCGUCAGACGGCGACAGACGACGAGGAGAAACCCGAGAGGCUUCUACCAACCGACCCAGCCGGGAAACCCGGUAAGAAACGCUCCCGGGCCGCCUUCUCUCACGCUCAAGUUUUUGAGCUGGAGCGAAGAUUCAAUCACCAGAGAUACCUGUCGGGCCCUGAGAGAGCCGAUUUGGCAGCCGCUCUCAAACUCACGGAGACGCAGGUCAAAAUCUGGUUUCAAAAUCGAAGGUACAAGACCAAGAAGAGACAGAUGGCUGCCGAGUUGGUAGUUAAUUCAGCGCCCGCUGCCGCUAAGAAAGUAGCUGUCAGGGUACUGGUCCGAGAUGACCAGAGACAGUACAGUCCGGACGAGCUGGGAAAUCCGCAUCUGCUUUCGCUCUAUCAAGCUUACCAAUACUACCCUUACAUGUACUGCCUUCCCGCCUGGCCCCCGCCGGUCAUCCCUCUGUGUGGAGGAACGCAUUGAAAAGACGUUGGGCGGCGAAUGAGGGACAGGGGCGGAGGAAAUGUGACAAAAAUAACGCAGAUUUCAAAGAUAUUUUUCUAAAAUAUGAAAUGGAACCCCUCCCCAUCUAAAAUAAUCCUGCAAUUGCCUGUAACAAGACGCUGGGAUCGCCUCUCGCGUUAACACACAGACAACUUGUUAUUUUACUAAACUCUGUGAGACAACGAUACCGUGUAGGAUCAAGCCCGCCCUUAAUGUCAUUGUUGUUCUCUUGGAGAGGGGGUGUUAGGGAAUGAGUGUGUGGAGAGGCAUAGAGAAUGCGGCGUUAUAUAUACGCGUGUGUGUGUGUGUGUGUGUG
Messenger RNA from Amblyraja radiata (thorny skate), 1449 nucleotides. RefSeq names its product homeobox protein zampogna-like. NCBI's taxonomy places the organism in Eukaryota, Metazoa, Chordata, Chondrichthyes, Rajiformes, Rajidae. The record is from RefSeq and is a predicted model, not a curated record. Gene Ontology annotation, biological process: cell differentiation; regulation of transcription by RNA polymerase II. The transcript has 2 exons. Gene Ontology annotation, molecular function: DNA-binding transcription factor activity, RNA polymerase II-specific; RNA polymerase II cis-regulatory region sequence-specific DNA binding. Gene Ontology annotation, cellular component: nucleus. Bases 279 to 1112 code for a protein of 277 amino acids.